This is a messenger RNA of Syngnathoides biaculeatus (alligator pipefish), 2162 nucleotides long. Its product is annotated as collagenase 3-like. The record is from RefSeq and is a predicted model, not a curated record. Bases 448 to 1872 code for a protein of 474 amino acids. Gene Ontology annotation, cellular component: extracellular matrix. Gene Ontology annotation, biological process: collagen catabolic process; extracellular matrix organization; proteolysis. Gene Ontology annotation, molecular function: zinc ion binding; metalloendopeptidase activity. The transcript has 10 exons. NCBI's taxonomy places the organism in Eukaryota, Metazoa, Chordata, Actinopteri, Syngnathiformes, Syngnathidae.
AUGAAAUGUAAUAAUGUAGCUAUAAUUCAAAUUGUUUGUAAACUGAGAUCAAAUGAAAAUUACGUUGUAGUGAAAAAAAAUUCCUCUAGAAAAUCAUUUUCAACUUUAGUCGAGUAAUCCUAUUAAGUAAGUGUGUACAUUUGUGUCCGUAGGUGAUUAAUGCAUAGUUGCAGAUAUUAAAGCAAAUAUUAAAAAUUUUCAUUUUAUUUCAUAACGCUAGAAUCAUUGCAAUACUAUUGUAUUUAUUGUAUUGUAAAUUUGCCCAAGAGUAAUUUGUCAACUCAUAAUUACCGAGUUAUUGUGGAAAACUUUUAUGUUGGGUGAGUCACAAAGCAAACUUCCUCUUCAUCCAUAUUUGGAGGAUUGCGGUUUCUCAACAAAGAGACGUUUAGACUAUAUAAGAGGUGUGUUGACCACAGAAGCACAAGUUGAAUCUAUUCAAGAAAGAUGCUUAAUGUUUACAUUUUAGUACUUGUAGCAGCUGCGGUUUACUGUGGGCCUGUGUCAUAUUUGACUGAGCAAGAUCAGGAUUUUGCAGAGGGCUACCUGAAAAAAUUCUAUGAUCUAAAGGAUGAAACUGGCCCAACUGUCAGACGUGGGAUCAGUCCACUCACAAAAAAGCUGAGUGACAUGCAGAGAUUCUUUGGCUUAAAAAUCACAGGAACACUGGAUGCUGACACACUGGAGAUGAUGAAGAAGCCCCGCUGUGGUGUCCCAGACAACAAGGUUGCCGCGUUCUCCACUUUUCCAAGCACCUUCAAAUGGCAGAAAAAUAGUCUGACAUACAGGAUAGAGAAUUACACGCCAGACAUGCCCCAGUCAGAAGUCGAUGACUCUAUUGAAAAAGCCUUGGACGUUUGGGCCAAAGUUACCCCUCUUAGAUUCACUCGAAUCUACAGCGGCACAGCAGAUAUCAUGAUUUCGUUUGGUCGCCUCUUUCACGGGGACCCUUACCCCUUUGAUGGCCCUGAUGGAACGCUCGCCCACGCCUUUGCUCCAUCUCCUGGCCUUGGAGGAGACGCUCACUUUGAUGAGGAUGAGACCUUCACCUUUCGCUCCAAUUCUGGGUAUGUUCUCUUCCUGGUGGCAGCCCAUGAGUUUGGUCACUCGCUAGGAUUGCAGCAUUCUAAUGACCCUGGUGCCCUUAUGUACCCCGUAUACUCAUACACUAACCCUUCCAACUUCCUUCUGCCGCAAGAUGACGUAAAUGGCAUCCAGUCUCUUUAUGGUCCCAAUCCUGAUGUGGAUCCUGAUACAAAUCCUGACAAGCCUCAGCCCCCUACCACUCCCGAUGCUUGUGACGCAAACAUGGUGCUAGAUGCCGUGGCCACCCUGCGAGGAGAGAUGCUUUUCUUCAAAGACAGGUUCUUCUGGCGAGUGUACCCUCAGAGCAGAACACCUCAGCAAAGUUUCAUCACAAACUUAUGGCCCAAUGCCCCCAGAAAAAUUGAUGCUGCUUACGAAAGCCGACAGUCUGGGAAUGUUUUUCUCUUUCAAGGUCGCCAAGUUUGGGCUUUCCGUGGCUACGACCUUGUUCCAGGAUAUCCGAAGGCAAUAACAAUUUUUGGUCUGCCCAAAAAUGUGAAAAAAGUUGAUGCUGCUCUGUAUGAUGUGGAAUCAGGGAAGACGCUAUUCUUUGUUGGUAAAUCUUACUACAGUUAUGAUGAAGCCAGUAAGAAAAGGGACAAGGGAUUCCCCAAACGUGUUGAUGAGACCUUUUCUGGCAUGACCGGCAAGGUGACAGCAGCAUUACAGUACAAAGGUUUUACCUACAUCUACAGUGGACCCCAAAUGUUUGAGUACAGCUUGAGCACUGGAACAUUUUUCCGUGUGUUGGGAAACAACUACUUUUUGCCGUGCACCAACUUUUAGAUCAUCUUACGUUGUUUAUAUAUGAGUGGACAGACACUCCUCUUGAAUUGUGUGAUACUUUCUUCAACUAUCCAUAUUUUAUUACAUUUAUGAUAAUAUUGACCAUUGUUUUUGAUUGUUUUCAUCACUUUUAGUUUGUAUUAAGUUAAAGUAACUUCAAUUGUGUCUGAUGGGAAAAAGUGUUUUUAUUGUAAAUGUUUUGUACUGUAUGUCACACUGCGGUGACCACACAUUUGAAUGUACAGAUGCAAAAACUGCAAAAAAGGAAAAAUAAAGACAUAAUAAAUACA